UGUAAAACUUUAAGAAUAUCUUUAUUCUAUUGGUAUCUAUGUUGCUUCUUAAUUGAAUUGACUUGUUUUGUCUGCAGAAUCGGUGAAGGUUGUGGUGUUGUAGUAUUGGAAGAACUUGAACAUGCUAAGGAACGCGGUGCAAAAAUUUAUGCGGAGCUUUGUGGCUAUGGGAUGUCAGGUGAUGCGUAUCACAUAACUCAACCUCAUAAUGAUGGAAGAGGUGCCAUCCUGGCUAUGACAAGUGCUUUAAAACAGUCAGGUCUUCAUUCUAACCAAGUGGAUUAUGUGAAUGCUCAUGCUACAUCAACACCUUUAGGUGAUGCCAUAGAAGCCACUGCACUCAAAGUAGCAUUUGGCGAGCAUGCAAAGUCUGGUGCUUUAGCAUUCUCUUCAACAAAGGGUGCAAUUGGACACCUUUUAGGCGCAGCUGGAGCUGUGGAGGCUAUAUUCAGUGUCUUGGCUAUUCAUCAUGGAGUUGCGCCAUUGACUCUCAAUCUUUCCCAGCCAGACCUUGUAUUUUCUGAUGCCUUCAUGCCAUUGACUGCAUCAAAACAAAUGAAUAUUACAGCAGCUAUGUCAAAUUCAUUUGGCUUUGGAGGAACAAAUACAUCUUUGUUGUUUACCAAAGUGUCUUGAGAUUUUGACAAUGCUCUUUAAGUUACAUUUUUCUUGUUUUGGAUUACAACCUCAUGUCGGGAGGGGUUAAUCUUGUAUCGUUUAGAAAAUUUUGAAAUAUGAGAUGUAGCUUAAGAACGAUACUGGCAUGUUGUAAUAGUUCACUGUAUAUUUCAGUUGGUUUAUUUUCUUCA
This is a messenger RNA of Chenopodium quinoa (quinoa), 809 nucleotides long. Its product is annotated as 3-oxoacyl-[acyl-carrier-protein] synthase, mitochondrial-like. Bases 172 to 636 code for a protein of 154 amino acids. Gene Ontology annotation, biological process: fatty acid biosynthetic process. The transcript has 7 exons. Lineage: Eukaryota; Viridiplantae; Streptophyta; Magnoliopsida; Caryophyllales; Amaranthaceae. Gene Ontology annotation, molecular function: 3-oxoacyl-[acyl-carrier-protein] synthase activity. The record is from RefSeq and is a predicted model, not a curated record.